Molecule: messenger RNA, 2885 nt
Organism: Pocillopora damicornis (cauliflower coral)
Lineage: Eukaryota; Metazoa; Cnidaria; Anthozoa; Scleractinia; Pocilloporidae
Product: endosomal/lysosomal proton channel TMEM175
Molecular function (GO): potassium channel activity; proton channel activity
Source: RefSeq, a predicted model, not a curated record
ACAAAAAUAGUCAAUUUAUAGCAGAAGUCGAGCGUUUCCGACCACGAGUUCGAUUCUGCGACGAAUGGGACUCCAAAGAUGCGGAGAGCGGUAUUCUCCCACCAUGUGAUCUGCACGAAACAUCUGGAAGAACCACAAACUAUUUUAAUUUCGCUUUGUGAGCUAACAGGAACUUAGAGAUCAUUUUAACAACGCGGAAUUUAUGUAGAAUUGAGGGACAUUUACGCUUUCAUUUUCUGAACAUAUCCGCAUUUGAUAACGAAACUAAUUGAAGCGAUAUGACAGAGGAAUUGGAUCUUCUCCAUCUCAAGCGUUUGCAAUGCUUCAACGAUGCAGUAUUUGCCAUUGUGGCGACCAUUUUAGUUCUACCUAUCAGAAAACUCGAGGAGAAUGCGACAGAAAGCUCCAGCCUUGCCGAUCAACUUAGCGACAAAUGGCCGCAGUUAUUGAUCUACCUUGUAGGAUUCCUCGUAAUUUGUGCCGUAUGGGAAUCGCAUGUUGUGCGCUUCCGUAUCUUGUCACGGCUCGAUGAUGUGCUAGUCUGGUUAAACCUUGGAUCGUUGCUAUUCACUUCGUUUCUCCCUUUCACGUGCGCUUUAGAGGGAAUGUUUACCUACAAGUACCUUCCCAUGAUGUUGAUCUGCGGAAACCUGCUCGUUCUCGAAAUCCUGGAGGUGAUCAUGAUCGUGUACGCCUUUCAUCAUCCACGGCUGCUGGACCCCGAGUUUGACAACCUCUCCCAUCAAGAAAUCAAACAAAGGAUGAAGCUGAUGCUGGUGAAGAAAGCUGUUAACCCCUUCCUAUAUAUUUUAGCUGGUGCAGUUAGCUUGGCCAAGAUAGAAUUGGCCCUUAUUGUUGUGGCGAUUGUUGUCUUCUCUCCCUGCAUUAAUCGCCUCGCGGGUGUUAUCUAUCGCAAAUGGACUCGUGUGCAUCUAACUGGAUCGGAGUUCGAUCGCAUGUUUGGGAAUUUCAUCGACAAAGAGAGAGUGGAGUUUUUCAGUGAUGGACUUUUCGCGAUUGUUUCCACUCUGUUGAUCCUAGAUAUCACUGCUGAAGAUUUUCCAACGGAAGAGGAAGUCAACCACCAUGGCAUCCAGAGCACACUCCUACACAUGAAGUCGGAAAUUUUCACGUAUGGAGCGACGUUCGUGGUGGUCGCGCUUUUAUGGUUCACGCACCACUCGCUAUUUCACUACAUUGAGAAACUGAAUCAAGUCAUGCUCGUUUGUAACAAUAUUUCCUUGGCCUUCGUGGGUCUUGCUCCUUUAAUCAACGUAACGCUUAACCGUUAUGCAGGGCAUGGCAAACCCGAUAGCCGUCUUGCAGUGCAAAUCGGGGCGAUAAUUGUAUUCAUGGCCAGCACCAGUCAGGCUGUAGUGUUUGUGAUCGCCUUAUGCAAGGGUCCGAACUAUCUAGUGGCGCGCGCGAAUCCUAGCGUGGGAUCUCGUACGCACGCGUAUCUCGCGUUGAAGAUGGCCAUACUUCCACUGAUAACGCUCGUGGUAUAUUUAGUAGCCGCGCUGUGCCAGCAUGCUUCGCUCUCUGAUGACGUGUAUCACAUCGCUGCAGGACUGACACCCAUGAUAUUCAUUCUCAUGAAAAUCGUGUUUUCCUGUUUCAAGGUUCACUGUAACUGCAGACAGUGGAGAAGGGGAACGGUGCGACAAGGCGAUUCGGAAUUUUACUUUUUUGCAGGAGGUGACUAAAAAUAAAAUGAAGUGCAUAAGGGAAGAGAACAAUUCCAAGAAACUUCAGGAACCAGAAAUGCAGGACUAGAUUUGUAUUUCAAAGUGUCUUCUUUAAUAGAGCGUGAAUCCAUGAUGAUCGAGAAUAUUUUGUGCAUGACGCUACUGAGCAUGAUGUAUUUACAACUUCGUAGUUUUCAAGUGGAAGCCGUAUUCGUGCACGAUAGCAAUCUAACCAUUAACAGCCAUAUAUCAAUAUGCAUAUUCUCCUUACUGUUCUCUGUACAUUUCGUGAGGUGUUGACAAGGAGAACUUAUUUAACAAUCAAGAGCUUCUUUAGCAGAUGAUCAUUAAGUUUAUUCUUGUCACCUUAAUGCUUAAUUCAGGGAUGAUUUGUAGGGAGAAAUUAGAUGCUAGUCACUCUCCAGGGUUAGGGGAGUUUCUCUCCUAGUAACAUGUUAAGGUAAUGAUUCCAAACUAGUAAAAGAUUAAGAUCCUAUAUUCAAAAUAAUACUUUUUAAUGUACUGCAAAAUAAGGGAGGCACGUUUCUAAACAAACUGGUGCUGCGUCGGUGGAGGAGUAUAACAAGAACAUUUGGUUUUAUCAACUGAGUUGAUGAUGUAACCUGGCCACCGUAAGGAGCUUCUGAGAUGCCGUUUCGAGCGUUAGCCCUUCGUCAAAGCUCUGACAGUGUUGCUAUUUACAUUAUCAACUCAUUCGAUAAAACUAACAUUAUCUUAUUGCAAAAUAAGAUUUUAUUAUGUCUUUAUAUCUGAGAACUCCGCUCAGAAAACAGAAGCACGCCAUUGGUAACGUUCAAACAAUUCUUUAUUGAAGACUUUUCAUUUUAAUAAUAAUAUCUCAAAUAAAUCUUACUUUGACUUGCAUCUAGAAUUCUCGUAGAAGGUAUGUCACUCUUGUGCAAACUCGACAUCAUAAAUAUCGAAUUUCUUUUUAAAGGUCCUUUAAAAAAAGGAUCUAAAUAUUUGAUUUUGAAAAUAAUUCAUUAAAAACCGUAGCUAAUCUUCCUUUAACUAUAAAUAUUGAAAAAUACGUUUACAGUAUGCAAAACGCUGCUGUACAAUUGCACAGUAUCUACACGAGUGAUAGAAUUUUAUACAGUAUGUAUAUUGUUUUACUUUACUUAAACACAUAAAGGUAUAAACGAGAUACCAAUAAAGAGGUAAUUACAGCUUUCA